This is a messenger RNA of Rhincodon typus (whale shark), 474 nucleotides long. Its product is annotated as polypeptide N-acetylgalactosaminyltransferase 6-like. The transcript is spliced from 2 exons. The coding region runs from base 49 to 474 and encodes 141 amino acids. Lineage: Eukaryota; Metazoa; Chordata; Chondrichthyes; Orectolobiformes; Rhincodontidae. The record is from RefSeq and is a predicted model, not a curated record.
GAGGAGGGCAGAUUUCCUUGCCUGAAAGGACGAGUGAACCAGGAAGGAAUGGCCUGGCUGGUGAAAGUAGUUUCACUUCGGAAGUUCUUGGUGGUCCUGCCUACCUGUGCCCUCGUCCUGUUCCUAUUGCACUGCCUGUCCAAAAUAGCCGAGACGGAGUGGUCAAAGGAUGAGUCACAGACGGACACUACCUUCAUCCUGCCCAAAGCACCCGGCAGAAGACCAGCCAGUGUCAACCGCCGCUGCCUACCCGGGUACCACUCCAAAGUGGAGCUAGGGCCUGUCGCGACGCGUCACCACGAGGACCCAGGUAUGCCAGGUGCCUGGGGAGGUGCUCUGCUGCUGGAUGGCCUCAGCUUCAAAGAGGCGACCGAGCGGUCCGUCGGUUUCCAGAAGCACGGCUUCAACGCCUUCGCCAGCGACAGGAUCUCGAUGCACCGCGGACUGGGGCCUGACACCAGAGCUCCGGAGUAA